This is a messenger RNA of Salvia miltiorrhiza (redroot sage), 2291 nucleotides long. Its product is annotated as rop guanine nucleotide exchange factor 7-like. Gene Ontology annotation, molecular function: guanyl-nucleotide exchange factor activity. NCBI's taxonomy places the organism in Eukaryota, Viridiplantae, Streptophyta, Magnoliopsida, Lamiales, Lamiaceae. Bases 300 to 2090 code for a protein of 596 amino acids. The transcript is spliced from 7 exons. The record is from RefSeq and is a predicted model, not a curated record.
UGAUUGUGUGAGAGCCCUUGUUGAAGCAAAGGGUAACAAGCGGCUUGUGUAAGCAAAAAGGAGGAGCCUCGCUGCCUCUUCUUGGUCUCCUCAAGAGCGCCUUCGCUUAUCAUUCUCUUCUCCAUAAAAACCACUCCAAUUAAUCAUCUUUCUCUCUCUCUUUCUAGACAUCAUUCUUCCACCUCAGUGCUUCAGCAACUAUCUUGGAACAAUUAUUGCCACUUCCCACUCCACCUUUUUUCUUGUUUUAUAAACUUUUCUCACUCGUAAAAAAUGGCUGAAAUCCAAGCUGCCACCUUAUGGAUAGAGCUCUGUCAGACCAAGAUACGAAAUUGAAGCAGCCCUCUUCCACAUUGGCGUUUUGGGUGUCCAAAUCCGUCAAAUUCUUGAAAAGCAGAGCGAGAAGUUCCAGCACAAGGUACCAUUUUGAUGGAAUGGUAGUGAACAACUCUGUCUACUGUGAUUCGCCCAAUUACAUCGAGGAGAAGAUGUUGAAUGAAAAUGAGAAACAUACGUGUAGUAAAAUCGGAGAGUUGAAGGAUUUGAAUGAAGAAGAAAGCGGCGAAAGCAGUUCGAGUUCUGAUUUUUUGGCCUCUGAGGCCAAUCCGUGUGAUGAAAAUAGUAGCUCCGAAGACUCAUCUUCGCCGCCUCUAAAUUGCGAGGAAGUCGAGAGGCCCCAUUUAGACAAGAGGAAAUUAGUCAAACAAGGAUCGUGUGUUUCAGAGACUGAGAUGAUGAAAGAAAGAUUUGCAAAGCUGCUGCUGGGUGAAGACAUGUCUGGUUGUGGCAAUGGAGUUUGCACUGCUCUGGCUAUAUCAAAUGCUAUUACCAAUCUUUGCGCUACACUUUUUGGUCAGAUUUGGAGAUUAGAACCUCUGCAAGUCGAGAAGAAACUAAUGUGGCGAAGAGAAAUGGAUUGGAUUGUGUGUGUUAGUGAUCACAUUGUGGAAUUUGUGCCAUCUUGGCAGACAUUCCCCGACGGAACCAAACUCGAGGUCAUGACUUCCAGACCACGGGUGGAUCUGUACGUUAACCUCCCUGCAUUGCGCAAAUUGGACAAUAUGCUACUCGAGAUAUUGGAGAGUUUUGAGGGGUCAGAGUUCCGGUAUGUAUUAGCCCCAGAGGGUGGCGAUGGAGCCACCUCCUUCCGCAACCCUAACCAAGAACACAAAUGGUGGCUCCCCGUUCCUCGGGUCCCACCCGGUGGCCUCACCGAAGAUUCUAGAAGGAUGCUGCAGCACAGGCGCGACUCCACGAACCAGAUCCACAAAGCUGCAAUGGCUAUCAACAAUGCUGCCCUUGCUGAAAUGGAUGUACCUGAUUCAUAUCUAGAUUCUCUUCCAAAGAAUGGCAAGGCAAGCUUGGGAGAUGUGAUCCACAGGUACAUCAGCGCUGACCACUUCUCGCCCGAGUGUUUGCUGGCCUGCCUCGACCUCUCAUCCGAGCACCACGCCAUAGACGUCGCCAACAGAUUGGAGGCGGCCAUACACGUGUGGCGGAGGAAAAUGAGCUCAAAGCCUCUACACAGCAGCACACAGAGAUCAAAUUCAAGAUCAUCAUGGGAAAUGGUUAAGGAUCUUGUUAGUGACGCGGAUAGGCGUGAGGUGCUGGCGGGGAGGGCCGAGAGCCUUCUCCUCUGCUUGAAACUGAGGUUCCCUGGCCUGCCUCAGACCACACUAGACAUGUGCAAGAUCCAAUGCAACAAGGAUGUGGGAAAAUCCAUUUUGGAGAGCUACUCAAGAGUUCUCGAGAGCCUAGCAUUCAACAUUGUGGCGCGUAUAAAUGAUCUGCUGUACGUGGACGACUUGUCUAAGCAUUCGGAUCAGCUCAUCUCCAUCUCCAAAGUUGGUGUGAUCACUCACAAGAAUGUCGGGUAUAAGGCCACCUUUGCAGCUUCGCCGCUCAUCAGCACCCCUGCAAAGGGAUACAAGGAUAACAGCAAGAUCCCACUUGGUGGAUUUGGGGUGAAGAAGAUCUUGACAGAUUAUCUGAGCAUUGAUGGGAAAGGGAAGGAGAUGAUGGAGAGAUCGGAUUCGUUUUCGAGCACCACACGAGAGAAUUCUACAUCGCCGUCUCUUGAAUCUUUCUGAGGCAGCCCAUGACUUCUUUCCUGCCUUGCUUCUUUGACAGAGUUCAUAUUCCCUUUUUUUGUUAAUUUUGUGUAAAUUGCAUGCAAAAAGACUAGUGUUUUUGGAGUUAAAUUUAUUGCAUCAAGAUUUUCUUUCCACAAGCUGACAACUUCGAUAUACUAGCCAAGGAUAUGCUUAAUAAAUAGCAGCAUUUUUUUAAAA